AUCCUGAAUUACCAGCAAACGAAAGAACUCGUGCCAAUUCCUCAAAACCCCUUUCCCCCCUCUGAGCCCAAAAAAACCCAAAACCCUCUCCCUCUCUUCCCCUGCCUAAACCCUAAUCCGACCCUUUCUCAGUCAAACGAAGAGAAAGAGGAACGAUGAGCUCAUUAACCAACACCACCAACCUCGACAACCUCCUCCUCCAAACCCUAAUGGGAAGACUCCAAAUCCGUCCCCCAAACAACAACCCUUUUCUCACCCAAUCCCUCGAAGACCUGCUUCUCGACGCCGCCAAUGUGUCCGACUCUGACUCCGAGGAUAACAGCAAAACCCAACUCGCCAAAGAGGAAUCCAAGCUUGAAAAGGAAAUUAUCCGGAUCAUCCUAUUAGGGAAAACCGACCCCUUGAAACCAAACUCAGGUCAAGCCGUUACCAUCAACGAGCACCAUAUUUGCAUCACUUUUCACGAAGAGAAAGAAUCGGAUUAUCGGGUUUGGGAGUGGCAUGGGCAUAUAAUGUUGUUUGAUGAAGAAAAUGGAUAUACGCCUGAAUAUAUCUACGGGAAUUACUUUGAGAGAUUGCAGGGGAAACCGCGCGUGGCACGUGAUGAGAAAGAGAAAGAAGAGGAGGCGGAAGAGGAGGAGGAGGAGAAAGUUGGGAAUUUGGGAUUGAGGGAGUUGAUUGAUGGAGGUGGUGAGUCGGGUGGGGGUCGGAUUCUUCAUAGGAAUAUCAGUGCCGGUUCUCCAAGGUUUUAGAUUGGAAGUUCACAUGGGACUUUCCGGGUUUGCAAAGAGAGAGGCCGUCACCCAGUAUAUCAUUUGGUGAGAGAUUGAGGCUUUUGUUUCGUAUCAUGCAUGCUACUAAGCGGCUCAGGGAUUCUCUUGGUUUCUUCUAGGGUUUUAGUGUAUGAAAUUCCAAUACAAUAGAAGUUGUUUGUUUUGUAAGAUUAGACAUGAUUUUGUUCAAGCAGGUUUUUUCAGUUUAUGAGUUGAAAAUCUGUAUGCAUCAACCUGUUGCUUACAGUUUGUGCUUGUGUAAGUGUGGCAAUAACAUGGUCUCAGUUGGUGGCAGUGCUCUUUUAUAUUGGCUAUAUAUACAUCCAAUUUUAUCUCU
Molecule: messenger RNA, 1110 nt
Organism: Theobroma cacao (cacao)
Lineage: Eukaryota; Viridiplantae; Streptophyta; Magnoliopsida; Malvales; Malvaceae
Source: RefSeq, a predicted model, not a curated record